UAGGCGAUAUGCCUUCGGUCGAUCUCCAAGCACUGGCUGUCGGGCUUUGGCACUUCGAUACCAAAACACUGAUUUUCAGAAAGAUUGACAGCACGGGUAAGCGUCUCAAGUACUUCGCAAGCAUUCUAUCUACACUAUUCGUUGGGCCGGCCCUUACGCCGAUCGUCUAUUCGAAAUGUCUACUCGUGAGCCUCCUAUCGUCCUUCCUGCGACAUCUCCAGCAACCUCUCCCGCCAACUCUGCCGCCAUAAUCUUCAUCCAUGGCCUAGGCGACACAGCAGAAGGACCCUCAGCAGUUGCUGAGCAGUUCCAGCGCGCCGGCAAGCUCCCUUACAUGUCUUGGACGAUCCCGAACGCAGUCGAAGACCGUGAUUUGGGCACUACAGCAUGGUACAUGCCUACCCGGCUUUCGCCCUAUCCGCCCUCGCGUCCGGAGCUCGAAGACGAUGAAGACGAAGAUGGCAUGCUGAGGAGCGUCACGUACAUCACCGGACUGAUAGAUGAGCUGGUGGCGCAAGGUGUCCCGGAGAAGAGGAUAGUACUGGCUGGAUUCUCGCAAGGCCACGUUGUGACACUACUCACGGGUUUGACGUCGAAGUAUGCAGGGAAGCUGGGUGGCUUGGUGGGGUUGAGUGGCUAUAUGGCAAUUCCUGAGCGUGUACAAGCACUGAGAGAAGAGGGUGGGCUACCGCGAGACGUCCAAGAUGGCGUCGAAUUGUUUCUGGCCAGAGGCACAGGAGACAGGUUGGUGCCGAAACGGUAUCAUCGCUUGUGCUGUGAGGCGCUGGCCAAGUAUGGGGUCAAAGACGAAGCGCUGACGAUCAAAGAGUACGAGGGGAUGGGUCAUGUGAUGGGUGGCGCGGAGUUGAGGGACUUGUGCGAAUGGCUGGAGCGGGUGGUUCCACCCCUCGACGGUUGAUAUGUCGGGGAUUAGACAGACUCUCCAAUUCAAUGAGGCUGAUCACAUGUCGAUUGAUUGAUUGGUUUAACGUCCUAUGUGAGUCUUCUCGCAUAUCGAUUAUUCCGCGCUCAUUGAUACCUUCAUGUGGAUACGAGCAACAACGCGCUCGGAAGAAAGGAAACAGAAGGAUCAAGAUCGCAACCCCGAGUGGGGGCAGUU
Molecule: messenger RNA, 1120 nt
Organism: Macroventuria anomochaeta
Lineage: Eukaryota; Fungi; Ascomycota; Dothideomycetes; Pleosporales; Didymellaceae
Product: acyl-protein thioesterase 1
Exons: 1
Coding region: 176-919 (247 amino acids)
Biological process (GO): protein depalmitoylation
Cellular component (GO): cytoplasm
Molecular function (GO): palmitoyl-(protein) hydrolase activity; carboxylic ester hydrolase activity
Source: RefSeq, a predicted model, not a curated record